AUGACCAACACAACGAGCCUUGAUAUGUCGAAUAGACAGCCCCAGACAAACCACCGCUCGUUAUCCCUGUCGCAACAUGAAGACGACCCGGAAAUCCGCCAAAAAUACCGCCCAUUCAUCCUCGAAGACACCGCGGACUGGGUCAGCACAUUGGAACUGACAACAGCCCUAAACAUGGCAGAAGCCAACCUGCAGACCACCAACUCGCGACUCAAAGUCCUCGUCCUCUACGGCAGUCUCCGCCGACGCUCCUACUCGCGCCUGGUCGCCUUCGAGGCGUGUCGGAUCCUCUUCCGCCUGGGCUGUGACGUACGCGUCUUCGAUCCGGAGGGCCUCCCCGUGAAAAACGACACCGACCACGGCCACCCGAAGGUGCGCGAGCUGCGCGAGCUCAGCCGGUGGAGCGACGGCCAUGUCUGGGUGUCGCCCGAGCAGCACGGGAACCUGACGGCCGUGUUCAAGAACCAGAUUGACUGGAUCCCGCUGAGCACGGGGAGUAUCCGGCCGACGCAGGGCCGCACGCUGGCGAUCGCGCAGGUGUGCGGCGGCUCGCAGUCGUUCAACGCGGUCAACUCGCUGCGGAUUCUGGGACGGUGGAUGCGCAUGUUUGUCAUUCCUAAUCAGUCGUCGAUCCCGAAGGCGUACACGCAGUUUCCGGACGAGGGGCAGGCGGACGACCAGCGGUUGAUGGCGAGUGGGAAUCGCGACCGGUUGGUGGAUUGUAUGGAGGAGUUUGUCAAGUACACGAUCGUGAUGCGGCCCCACUUGGAGCUUUUUGGGGAUCGGUACAGCGAGCGCGAGGAGGCGAGGGUGAAGGCUGAAAAAGGGAAGAAUACAUAA
This is a messenger RNA of Aspergillus terreus NIH2624, 840 nucleotides long. RefSeq lists its product as uncharacterized. The record is from RefSeq and is a predicted model, not a curated record. The transcript is spliced from 2 exons. The coding region runs from base 1 to 840 and encodes 279 amino acids. NCBI's taxonomy places the organism in Eukaryota, Fungi, Ascomycota, Eurotiomycetes, Eurotiales, Aspergillaceae. Gene Ontology annotation, molecular function: oxidoreductase activity.